This is a messenger RNA of Vicugna pacos (alpaca), 16674 nucleotides long. The record is from RefSeq and is a predicted model, not a curated record. Lineage: Eukaryota; Metazoa; Chordata; Mammalia; Artiodactyla; Camelidae.
AAGGGGGGCGGUGUAAGGGUGAGUGAUUUCCUUCCGGCACGUCGCCCGCUCCGGGGGAGGGGGUGGGGGGUUUCACUUCCGGGACGGUGUUCCCGGCCCAUUCCGGCCCAUUUCCACCCCCCGGAGCUUGCACCCCUCCAGUGCCGACGGUAGAGAAAGACCUUACUCCAGGGGCUUCCUCCUCACUGGGGAAUUGCCGGAAAGAGCAAACAAAAAAGGCGCUGGUGUAGGCUCCAAAAUAAACAUCUGAAUUCAUGAUGGCAACGACAGAGGCUCUUAUUGGAUUAAAAGUUCCAAAACAAACAAAAACGCUUUGGAAAAAGCAGGGUUGAAUGCCUGCCUACAACCUCAGGUACGACCAUGGAGAAAGGUGGCAACAUACAACUGGAGAUCCCUGACUUCAGCAACUCUGUCCUGAGCCAUCUAAACCAGCUGCGCAUGCAGGGCCGUCUCUGUGACAUCGUGGUCAAUGUGCAAGGACAGGCUUUUCGGGCUCACAAAGUGGUACUGGCUGCCAGCUCCCCCUAUUUCCGAGAUCACAUGUCCUUGAAUGAGAUGAGUACUGUCUCCAUUUCAGUCAUCAAGAACCCUACUGUUUUUGAACAGCUCCUUUCUUUCUGUUAUACGGGGCGGAUAUGCCUGCAACUGGCAGAUAUCAUCAGCUACCUGACAGCUGCCAGUUUUCUGCAGAUGCAGCAUAUUAUAGACAAAUGUACACAGAUCCUGGAGGGCAUUCAUUUCAAAAUUAAUGUGGCUGAGGUUGAAGCUGAAUUAAGUCAAACGAGGACAAAGCAUCCAGAGAGACCUCCAGAGUCUCAUAGUAUUACACCAAAUCUGAACCGCUCCCUUAGCCCCCGACAAAACACCCCAAAGGCAAGCCGGCGAGGUCAGGUUAGUGCCGUGCUGGAUAUCAGGGAGCUCAGUCCUCCCGAGGAGUCCACCAGCCCCCAGAUAAUUGAACAGAGUUCUGAUGUAGAGAGCCGGGAGCCCAUUCUUCGGAUCAACCGAGCAGGACAGUGGUACGUGGAGACAGGAGUAGCAGACCGAGGGGCCCGGAGUGAUGAUGAAGUUAGGGUUCUUGGAGCAGUGCACAUCAAAACUGAAAAUCUGGAGGAGUGGCUUGGGCCUGAGAAUCAGCCUUCCGGAGAAGAUGGGAGUAGUGCAGAGGAAGUCACAGCCAUGGUGAUUGACACCACAGGCCAUGGUUCUAUAGGACAGGAAAAUUAUACUUUAGGAUCUUCAGGAGCCAAGGUGGCUCGGCCAACAAGCAGUGAAAUUGACAGAUUCAGCCCCUCCGGCAGUGUUGUUCCCUUGACCGAGAGACACAGAGCGAGAAGUGAGUCUCCUGCCAGAAUGGAUGAGCCUAAGCAGCCCAGCUCCCAGGUGGAAGAGUCAGCAAUGAUGGGAGUAAGUGGCUAUGUGGAGUAUCUCCGAGAGCAGGAAGUAUCUGAGCGGUGGUUCCGGUACAACCCCCGUCUCACCUGCAUCUACUGCGCCAAAUCCUUCAACCAGAAGGGGAGCCUGGACCGCCACAUGCGCCUGCACAUGGGGAUCACACCGUUCGUCUGCCGCAUGUGUGGCAAGAAGUAUACCCGGAAAGAUCAACUGGAGUAUCACAUCCGCAAGCACACAGGCAACAAGCCCUUUCACUGUCAUGUCUGUGGCAAGAGCUUCCCCUUCCAGGCCAUCUUGAAUCAGCACUUUCGCAAAAAUCACCCUGGCUGUAUACCCCUGGAGGGGCCUCAUAGCAUCUCCCCUGAAACAACUGUCACAUCUCGAGGACAAGCUGAGGAAGAGUCACCGUCACAAGAAGAAACAGUUGCUUCCGGGGAAACCGCCCAGGGCUCUGUGUCCACUACUGGGCCGGACUGAAACAGCGAGGGGGAGGGGGCAGACCCUCUUCCCCUCUGGGCUGUAAGUAGCCAGCAUCAGGGCCACGGGCUGGUACUUAGAUUUAAAAAAUGCCACGUCACCAGAUCAGAAGAUGCUCCCAAGAUGUUGCCAAAAUAGAGGAUCAGUAACAUACACAAAAGCACUAGAGGCCUCCCCUCCUCCUUCCCACCUCACACUUUGGAAUAUAAUCAAGCAAAUCAACUUUCUAAUUCAGGGAUCAACAGCCUUGGUUUGUUAACUUUAUAAGAAAAAAAUUUUUUAACAAAAGACUGAUAAAUGGUCAUUUAUCUACCAGUCAUUUCUGAACACUGUACUUUGGUCCAUAUCAUCCUGGUGGCUGUCAUUGCCCAGAUCUGAAAAACGAAGCAAGGAGCCUUGGUCAUCUGAACCAGCCAGCCAAAAGAGAAAAGGAAGCAAUCGUGAUGGUGAUGAUGAGGGGGAGUUUCUCCUCUUCCUUCCCUGUCCACAACAUGCAGUUUCAUAUUUCAGGGGAAAAAAAAAAAAGAUGGUUCUUUUGUUUUGAAAGGUCAGACUUAAUCUCUGCCCUGACUAGGCGUCUGGUACUUUGCCUGGUCGUUUCGUGUAAGCAGCCAUCCUGGAGCAGUACACUAGGGAGCAGCAUCUCCAGAAGCACUUUAGGCAGCUGGAAGUGAGAUGAGCAGCAAAGUGUUUGCAAGAGGUACUCCUGCAUCUGGGGGCCCGAGUGUUGUGCGGAGGAAAAGGGGAACAGGGAAGGAAGUGUUUUUGUUUUGUGAUUGUCAAGCAGCACGGAGCUAGCUGUACUGCAACUUCCUGAUUGGUGUCGGUAAGCCACGGUGCUUGUGUAUCUUUGGAUGUUAGGAAAUGGCUCUAGUCCAGAUGAAUUAACGUGUAAGGCUGACUACCAAAGUUUCAUCUAGUCUCUUUGGCUCCUAGUUUCACAUAACAGCAAUAUUAUACAUCGAAAAUGUCACUUUACGGUGAAAUGAGCCUGGAUUGUAUUUUUAAAUCCACAGGUCUCCAUAUUUGAUAACUUUUAUAUGAUGUUUUAAACACAUUUUUUCUGCAGUGUUGUGGUUGAAGAAAUUCAACACUAUGGUUCUGACUGCAACCACAAUUCCAUUUCCUUCUACAUAUGUGAUAGUUUAUAUUUUCAGUCCAAUAGAAGAACUUCACUAAAUCAAUGUCUUGCGUCUGCAAACCUAGUAAUUCAUAAACCAACCAUCAGCAAAUUGCUGAUGACUCCAAGAGCUUUGCUUUUUAAUAAUACACUACAGGGCAUUUACCAGAAAACAUAGUGCACAAUCAUGUUGCAAUAAAUUGAUCAGUUUUGGUCAGGUUUGGUUACUGAAUCAUUCCUAAGAUUUUUAAAACUUCAAGGGACCUUUUUGGUAAUUCUGGGUAUUUUUCAGAUUCCUAAUCCAGCACUGAGAGUCAGAAAGAAUUUACCAAACAUGUAGAGCUUUAGAUGCCCUGUCUUGCAUGCAGAGAAUGAAGGAGGAUUAUUAAAAGAUGCAGACAAGUGAAUGCUUACAAGUUACAGUGCAAAUAGAAACAAGAAAAAUCGCUAGCUUCUCUUAAUUGAUCAUUAAUUUUUUAAAAGAGUAUUUAAAUAUGUAGUAGUUUAAGAAAUUGUUUUGGUGCAGAGGCAUAGAUGAUUGUAAAAGAGUUUUUAGGAGAGGGGCUGGCCGUGCCUGCACUGGUGAGCCAUCUGUGAGAAUGCUAGUUGCGUGCUCCCUUCCCGAGAAUGCUUUGUGGCGUGUGGAAAAGUGGGUAGGAAAGAAUGGCAUUGCUUUGAUGACAGGAGGUCAGAAUGCAAAGGGUAACUCUUAAGCAGUCCGAGACUCGUGCAUAUUCAUACAGCUGCACCGUAUGUAUCACUAGAGAAUGGUUAUUUUCUCUUCUGGGAAAACAUAGAAAUGCAUCUUUUAAUAGGAGUGUAGUGAUGCUACCAUUUGAUUAGAGCCUACCCUUAAACAUGCUGAAGCCGUGUUUUAUUUUUAGAAGACAUAGACUAUGGCACUCUCCUCUUUAGUUGGGCAAUAGCAUUAUAAGGUAAAAACUGUCACCUAGGGCCAUCUUAGGGACCACCUAUGCUCUGGGGCAUAGAAAAAGUGGCAUAGAAAUUAGAGUGAAAUCUUUUAGGGAAACAUUUCAGCUGGUAAUCAAGGCUUUCAGUGGACAGAUUUUGCCAUGCCUAAACAGGCAGGGAGGUGAGAGGUACAGAAUAUGCUGCUUUAGAUGGAGCUUUUAAACUUACCAAAAAAAAAAAAAUUAAGUUCAUCCUACUUUUGAGAAGUAGUAUGCUGGAAAGUUGUUUAUUGCUUUGUUAGUUUCUUAGAUUUUUAUGUGAGAAAAUAGAGCUUUUUAAACUUUCACCAAAUUGUGAGAAAGUACAGUCAUUUCUUUAAAGAGAAAGUUUGCAGCAUUUGUCAGUACUCCAUCCAGGGUUGGCAACAAACAUGUGAAGUGAAGUGGGGACUGUCUGGUAGCUGUGGAAAUGCUGUGAGUGUUUGGUGGGUUCCCCCUCCCUUUGUAGUCACUGCUAAUAGGCUUUUGCUGUACUGAUACUGUGAAUAGAGUGCUUCUUGAUAGAUGGUCUAGGCCACAUCAGCACAGUCAUGUUUGCUGGUUCUCUCCUCUUAAUGGGCCUAGCGCAGAGCCAUGAAAUUCAUGAACAUUCAAGCCAGCCUAGCUUUUAAACACAUUUAAGUUUCUGAAAGCAAUUUCCCCAUUUUAGUUAGAAGAGAGAUUAUUAUUGUUGUACACAGCUAUCUAAGGUUCUUAUCCAGGUUCACUGUGACGUUGUCCUCGUUCUUAGCUGACAUCACUGUAGGGUCAUAGCAGUUAGUAGUGUUCUGUCUACAUAAAUGAAUAGCUAUAUUGGUGUGUGCACAGAGGAUACCUCUCUUAAGGAUGUACUAAAUGGACUUUAGCUAAUGCUGAAAACUCAUUACCAAAUCUUAACUUGCACAUGUCACCUUGUGAAGGGAACUGCAUUAGCAAUGAGAGCUGAAUCAUUGUUAAGUACUUUAAUGCCGCCGUGAAAUAGCAAACACUGGGACUCUUCAUUUAUUGAGUGGCACUUAAUAGCAAAGGAGCUACUCAAUAUUCUCACCAGAAGAAGAGAGAUGACAAUAUAUUGGUCUACUUUCAUUCUAAGAGGUACCUUUUAUUCUCUCAGAACUCUACCAGUAUAAAAUAUGGCAUUGGGGUGAGCAGUAAUACUGUACUUAGGCAGAAGGCUCUUUCUAAUGACUUGUUCUCUCUUUACUCAGAACCAUAUUUACCUCUGAGCUGAGUUGAGUUUUAUUUUCUGUGAAUUGCAAACUAUCCCCAAGCCAUUCCAUUAUACCAGAGGGUCAGAUCUAAUCUUGCAUAUGUAAAAAUAAAUUAAUUCCUGAAAGAUAAAGAUUGGAAAAGAAGGGAUAUAGAAGUUAAGGGAAGUUUUCUUCUUACUUUUUUAUUAUGAUUAUUAUUUUUAAUGUUUCCAGUUCCCUCUCCGUCACUGAAAUAGGGUUUUCCAAAGAUGGCAUGACAAUAGAAAUAAACCAUAGUCGAAAUCUGGCCUUGGUUGGAAGUGGUCGGACGGAAGAGUGAAGUAGUGAACUUCAUCCUUAGUAACUGAAUGAAUAGUCUUUGGUCAAGAAGCAACUUUUGAAAAGUUACAGCUGUUACUUAACACUAAUUUUGUUUUAACUGGUAAAAACUGCAUUUUGUUUGACUAGAAAAUCUAAUUUAGAGGAAUGAAAGCAAUGGGUAAUGGAAAGGAAAUUUAAUUGAACGAAGAGAAAAGUCUUCUUAGUCAUAGUGGAAAGGCAUUUAAUCAAGAAGGAUCUGGAAUCCUGGAAGUUUUUAUUUUUUCAGCUGGUUUUUUCUCUUCCCCAAAUGUUCUCCUUAUUUGUGUACUUAACUCAUCUACUGUUUUUUGUUUUUUGCACUUAUUCAUUCAGUAUUUUGGAGAUUGAGAAAAAGGACAACAAGCAAUCAAGCCAAGUUAAUCCUUUAAACCCUGAGAGGAUGCCCCUUAGCAAAGUAUAUCUCAAGGAUUUAGGAAUUAGAUUAUGGUUUAGCAAACCACAGCCCCCUGGCCAAAUCCUGAGGUCACCUAUUGUAUAAAGAAAGCAAUAGUGGAAUAAAGGGACAUCUAUUUGUUUAGGACUUAUUUAUGGCUACCGGCUACUGUAAUGGCAAGUUGAGUACUUGUGACAGAGACCACAUGGCCUGCAACACCUGAAAAUAUUUGCCUUCUGGAACUUGACAAAAAAGGUUUGGCAACUCUAGAAUUAAAUUUGAAAGAAUUACCCCCUCGAACUUGUCACGCCUGCCAUUUUGCCUUUAUAAUAGCUUGGUUGAGGUUUUACAUUCACGUUGCCCUGUAUGCAUCAGCUUCUUGAAAGAGGCUGCCAUCUUUUUCUAGAUCCUUUUCUCAUAACCGUCUUUGUGUUCCUUCCUGAUUCCUUCCUGAUUCCCAUUGCUUUAAAGUGUUUGGAAUAGGCCUUAUGAUUUGUCCUUGCCUUAAAUGUGCAGGUAGAUUAAAGUUUAGGAUGGUAGUUGCAGAUUUAACAAACUAAUUUUUAAAAAUCAUUCCCAUGCAUAUUAAUAUAGGGUUAAAUGGAUACCAUGUUUACAUAAAAUAUUGUAAAAAAAAUAAUGUUUUUAUAAGCAUUGCCAUUUCUGAGUUAUAAUGAUGGCAAGAAUAAAUUUAUUCCCACUAGUAUUAAAAAUUAAUUUGUUAUGAAUAAGUGAUUUGAUUCUUAUCCAAAGUACUGUUUUUUUGGUUAGAAACCUCUGCCCAUUUCCUGCACUAUACAUCUUCAUUUUAAUUUCCUCAAGUAAACUUACUCUGUUCCACGUGGAAUAUAAAAAGCCAAAAUCUUUGCUUUUUUUUAAAUGAACAUUUUAAAACAAUGAAACAGCUGAGGAUUUAAAAUUCUUCUUAGACCUAUCUUCCAAUUUCUGUUAUUGUCUGUAAUUCUUCUAAAUAUAUAUUGGGUCAUUAUAUAAUUGCUUUGUUCAUUCUUCCUGUUCAGUAGCUUAUUUAUGCCAGUUGUUGUGGAAAAAACGGAAAAUGUUAGGAUGAUGGUAAACAGAAUUCCUUCCACGAGGAGAAUAUAAUUGGAAACAAUACAUGGACUUCUGAGUUUUAUCUGAACAAAGUGUUCGAGGCCAUGCUGAUACAAUACAGUGGGUUUGAUUCUUACUUUGUUGUGAGCUCUACUGACACAUGCAAAGUUUGGAUGAGCGACCUAGCCUUGUAUAGGGCAUCUCUUCAGUAGGCAUUUUAUUCUUAAAGUUGCACUUUUCUGAGUUGGCUAUUAGUAGGUUUUGUAUGUUACACCCUCUGAGUAGUAGAUAAUCCUCAUCUAAAAGAUUUCAGAAUAUUUGCCUCUGUUAGAUCUGCCUUGUCUUAGAGCACUUAUAGUAAUAGUGGGUUCUUGAGAUUUUGGAGUGCUACUUUUCCAGUUAAUUUGAGAUUCUGAUUAAUCUAGGACAUAGGACUUGUGAAAGAAAUUGGAUUUAGAUAGCCCAGUGAAACCUCUGCAUCCAUUUCCAUAUGGAUCUGUUGAAAACAGUGGAGUUUGCCAAGCAUUGCAACCUCUUUGAUAAUUAUCGGUCUUACGUUGUUUUGCCUCCUUCCUGGUGUCUUUCUCUGUUUUCACUAUUUUUACUCUUAAGUGGUACUUUUCCUAGGGCCACUCUUUUUACUUUGCAUUAAGUAAGCUUUCUUGCUCAGGACAAGCCAAAAUUGAAUAUUAUGCAUACUUUGAAACCUUACUUAAUUACACUCCAGAGGAUGUAAUUGUUGAUAGGAACACUGAUAUCAGUACCUGGACGAUAUCUGUACACACUGUUGCUUCUGUUGUGUAGACAAACUAUCUUUUCCCUCAGUUGUGAGGAACAGCAGUGACUUAGAAGGCAAAUGUCACCUGAAAUGUACAUUAUGUAGAAGGCACAUAUAUAAAUUACUUAUCUUACAUCUUCCCCAUUAUCUGUACAAUAAAUACUUCCCAUCUUAACAUAAUUAAGAAGGCCCAGUAGCUCAAAUAGUGAAAGCUUUAAACAACAAAGCUAAGUCAUAAAGGCAGAGCAGUUAAGGGGGAAAAAAAAACUUUUCCAAUGCUUACUUUUUUCAUGUCUACUCAGUAAGUCCUGUUGAAGAAGCUAGAAUUCACCAUCCAGUUGAGCGAUAAUGUGUUCAGCAUCUCAUGUGACCAACAGCACAAUUUAAUAGGUUGUGAAUCUUAGAAUCUGAAUUAAUCCAUAAUGCCAGAAGUCAAAGUAUCUGUCUCUUUGGAAAAUGUUUCCUGUUUUACGGAAUCACUUACCCUAAGUGGUAGGUAGCAUACAGGAGAAUCUGUUCCAUUAAGUAAAUAUUGAGUAAUUCUCAGUACCAGGCAAUGUGCUUGGAAUUUGUGUAACAAAACUGAUUUUAGGCAUAGUUUAGAUGUGGCUUUCUAUACUUGAGGGUCCUAAACCCACUUGGUUGGAGCUGGAUGUAUGCUUUUUUAAAAGCCUGCACUUUUUACUACAGAGAUAAAAGGUCAAAAAGAAGGGGACAGAAUUAACUAUACUAAGUGCUUUAGUGACAUAAUUGCAGUAAAUCCUAAAAAUAAUCCUAUGAGGUAGUAUCAGUAGUAACUAAAAAUAGCUGACUCUUUUUUGAGUGUUUACCAUGUGCCAGGCACAGUUCUAUGUGCCUCACGUUAAUUAAUUCAUCUAAUCCUUAUGACAAUCCCAUUAGGGUAGAUACUCUUAUUAUCCUCACUUUAGAGAGAAAGAACCUGAGACACAAAGAGGUUGGUUGACCUAGGCAGUCUUACACUAGAGUUGACACUCUUAAUAGACUAUGUUGCAUUUAAUAGGUAUAAUUAUAUUACAUUUUCUAGAUGGGAAACUGUUGAGCCCAAGAUUACCAAAUGAAUAAAUUGCAGAGCCAGUAUUUACCAGUCUGAUUCCAAAGCCUAGACUGUCUCCAGUACAUCAUAUUAACUCUGUUUACUUACAAAGAAUUGGAGUGAACUAGCAUAUGCAAUAGCCAGUAACAGUACUGUGUUUCAUGAACUUUUAAUUCAAGAAUAAGUGAUUGGAAGAUUUCUUCAAAAGAUAACGCAGUUGAUCUCUGAGCAGAUGUUGAACGGUGAAUAUUUUCUGGGGAUAUUGCCCACGAAUUCAGAGGAGUCACCCAUUUGGCAGGUCCAAUUGUGAAUGAAUGAGUGAGUUACUACCAAGGCAAAAAUUGAGAGAGAGCAUUCCAGUUAUCUAUUGCCGUGUAACAAACUACUCUAAACUUUAGUGACAAAAUAACAAGUACUUUCCACAUUUUAUGAUGAUAUGCAUCAGAAAUUCAGGAAGGGCUUGUGUAGGCAGUUUCUUGUUCCCUGUGGUGACACCUCAGGUCACCUGGUAGUAUUCAGCAGGUGGUUGGGCUGGUCUGGAGUGUCCAAGACAAUCUGACCCACAUUCCUGACACCUUGGCAGGGAGGGGUAGAAGACUAGCCUCUCUCUGGAGUCUCAGAGACUCUCCAUCUGAUCUCUCCAUCGAAAUGGUCAGACUUACGGAAUGGCAGCUCAGGCCUCCAAGAGGCUGGGCAGAGGGUGCCAGUCGUCUUAAAGGCCAGACCCAGCUCUGUCAUAGAAUCACCACCAUAUACUAUUGGUCAAAGAAGUCACUGGUCAGCUCAGAUUCAAGGGGAAAGGGAACACCUUACCACUUAUUUAAGGUGUGUCAAGGAUUUGGGGUCAUCUUUAAUCUAUUAUAGGUAGCAUUAGGUUUUUUGAUUUGUCUUAACUCUUGUGUAUUCAUUGAUUUAGGUCAGUUGUCUGUGCCAUAGAAACCAUUUAUUAUAUCUCCCGUAGGUCAGUAAAGGGGCCAGAAGGAGAAUGAGACAAAUGUCUGGAACGAUUUCAUUAGCUUCCCACCCCCUGAGUUCCAUUUAUCUUAUAGUAAAGUUUCCACUUUUAAUUUUGUUCCAAGUUCCAAAUUGUGAGUAUUUGCCUUUUUGUUUUCUGUGAAGCCACAGUAAAUGUACAUGCUAAACCGCAAAUACUCCAGAGGGAGUAAAAAGCUUACUGUUAUAGAUCUUGAUUCAUUAGAGAUGUCAACUGUGUUUUAAGUUUACAGAUAGGCAAAAACUCCUGUGGUAUGGAAAAUUUACAUGGCUGCUAAAUCUCUUUUGAUAGGAGUUUCUAUUGCGUGGCUGGAUGGAUCAUAUUCUUGAGAUGAUUGAAAGUUUUGCCUACAUAUCUUAGUCCAUCUUUACUGCCACCACACCACUUCUGGCACAGAUUUGUGCUAGAAGGUGAAUAGGUUCAUUCCAUUUUUAUUAAUCCUUCAUAUGGGAAAAUCAAUCGCCCAAUUUUAUAUGUUGUUAAUCCUUUAAAAUUAGCGGUUGCUACCAGCUUCUUUGAUCUAAAAUAACAGAUCAUUGAAGUUUUAUGAUCUUUGGUUAAAUCUGUCAAAUAUAGGAUGCUUUAUUUAAACUUCCUGCUGGCUUGUAAAUAGACUUCCAUUGCCUUUAGAAGAAAUAAAGGCAGAGAAUAAAUUCUGCUCUAAAAAUGAUCAUCCCCAAAUCAAUACACUUUCUAAGAGAAGAAAGGUUUGGUAUUAACUAUGCAUUCCAUGUGCAGUGGCUUCCUAGAGAAUUAGUUGUGAGGGCUUCUUGCUGGUCAUCCCCAAUUAUCAUCUAGUAAAGAGAUCUCUGUUCCUGGGUCAGGCCUCAGGAAUUGCAGAUACAGGAAAUAAAAGGGUUAUUCAGGGCUCAAGAUUCAAUUUUGGAAUCUAGAAAAUGCUGGGAAGGGAAAAAGAAGACUUGCAUUUGUAGUUGGAUAACCAGGGAUGGGGUGUUUGAGUCAUUUCGGCAUCAGGAUUAAUUAGAUUUUAUCAUGUAAAGAUUAGAGCAAAUUUUGAUGGGGAAAAAUAAAUGGGCAUUAACAUUUUCUUUUUUAUCCAUAUUGCUACUCUGCUGUACCUCAAAGUCUGCUCAUUGUGACAGAGAAAGCCUUUGAAAGUAUAUUCCCAGGGAAUGAAAAAUUGGUUUGAGGUACUUUUGCCACAAGCAUUUUUGCAAACAUUUUCACCAUGUAAUUAAUUGGCCAUAAGGCAAUUUUGCUAUAAAAGAUAAUGAAACAUAAAAGAGGGACAUUUAAAAAGGACAUAAUGCAGGGGGAGGGUAUAGCUCAAGUGGUAGAGGGCAUGCUUAGCAUACAUGAGGUCCUGGGGUUCAAUCCCCAGUACCUCCACUAAAGAAAAAAUAAUAAUAAUAAUGAUAAAUAAGCCUAAUUACCUCUCCCUGCAAAACAAAUUGAAAAAAUAAAAGGACACAGUGAAAUAUGAAAAAUGAAUAAUUAAACACUUGAUUGCAAAAUACGAAAUAUUUGAAUACAUUUAAAAUGUGUGUAGAUUCAUGGCAAUCCUGCACAAGUAACUGGUUUUAUUUUGUGGGUUGUACCUAAGCACUUGUCUUUCAGGUCUUUCUUUAGUUCAUAAUAUUUUAUACUUUUUUUUUUUUGCUUGUUGAUUCAUCUGCUCAUUCAGCAUUGCAUUUUUUUUUUUGCUUAAAUUUUUCCCUUCGUUAAGAGAGAUAUCAGUUUCUGAAUACCAGGAUGUGCAUAUUUGUAAUGAGUUGUGAAAGCCACUGCACUGUUGUUUGUUCUUGGUAUCUUGUCACAUGUCUGUUCAUAGAUAUUCCAAAGUUCUGUGGGAAAUGUGGGUUCAACCGUGCACCUUUGAGGCUUUUGACCCCUUUAUCCUCCAACAUAGUAUGUUGCAAAAUAGGAAACCAACUCUCGGGGCAAAUCAUUACCAUCUGUCAGCUCAGUAAAGCCAUCAGUAAUGUUGAAACCCAUUUCAACCAGUCAAAACCAAACUGCCAAACCAAAAACUGUUAUCCAGUAAUUUUAUUUUUGAGGCAAAAUUGUCUUACAGCCAGUUAUGCUGUGAAAAUGUCUGCAGCAAAGAUGCUUACAGCAAAAAUACUGGACACUUGAAAAAUCUUUUGAUAAUCUAUGGAGAUGUCUCUCAUUCGGUAACGUCUAGCUCUUUGGGCCCUCCUCUGGAUUCUCUGUGACUCUUAAGUUUAAACUCAUGUGGUGGUUGUACGAAAACUAAGUACAGUUGACUCUUGAACAAUGUGAGAGUUUAGGGCACUGACCCUCUGCGGGUGGAAAAUCCCCCAUCACUUGCAGUUGGCCUCCAUGUCUGCAGUUUCUCUGCACCUGGGAAUUCAACCAGCUGCUGAUCACGUAGUACUGUAGCAUUUACUAUUGGAAAAAAACAGGGUAUAAGUGGACCCACACAGUUCAAAUGUUGGUCAGGGAGCAACUGUACUGUGGUCUUGAAUUGCAAGAGAAGAGUCAGAAGGGAACCUGCACAUUGACAACAUAUUUAUUCUUUCUUUUCAGCAUCACAAGUCUAAACCAUUUCAAGCCAAUCACAGCAAUCUGAGUGAGUAGAAAUUCCUUAAGCAGUUUAGACUUCUGCUUUUAGCACAUCUUAAAGCAGGUGUUUUUGACUUAUUAGAAGGUGAUCUACUGAAUUUCCUCUAAAGGAAUAGAAUCCUAACUACAGUGGUUCUUUAAGAACCACUGCAAAAACAGAAUUACAACAAAAGGAACAAAGCUUAAAAUGUGUUUCCUCUGGAAGCCAAGAUGCUAAAAUAGGGGUCACUGAGAGUGUGGCUGAAAUCCACCUCCAGAAUGGCUAUCAGUCAGAUAGCAGAGAUAUUUAGAAUUUAUAUGGUAUUUGUGAUAUUUUUACAAAAAUGAUUUUAAAUCAUGUAACUUGACGUUUUAAAAAAAUGAACCUGUUUUCUUUUUGGAAAGCUGGUCCAGUAAAAGUAACACUAAUAUAAUUCAAUUGUAUAUGCAUGUGCAUUGAACACAAAGUGGUAUACUAAAGAUAGUUCAUGCAAAUAACUAUUGUGGGAAGUUUGGCUAUUUUCUUAAUAUCUUUUUUCAUAAAUGUAUGUUUAUAAAUAUAUUUACUCAUCCACUAUGAGCUUGGUAGCUUUAGAAGCAUUUUUGUUAGCUGUGUAUCAUUGAUUAUAAAAAUCAAAGUCUUGGCAUAGUAGGCUAGGAGAGCUUUUCGUUGCUUUGUUUGUAUUUUGGCCAAGAAAAUUACUUCUUGCACUUUCUGUUCAUGAAGAUGUUACAACACAUUGCACCCACUCAGUGCAGCUGUUCUUCAGAGACAAAAGAUGUAGGUGUUAAGGUGGAACGUAUGGUUAAAAGCCUGGCGGAAGGAGGGAUCUCGAACGAACAAACUUGGCUUGCGUCUACCUGAGAAGAGCUGGGGGGUUCAUGUAAAAUUUACAUUGGAAGUCGCUGUUGGGAUAGGUGUGCUGUUGCGACGAGUUGCAAUAUCAUUGUGAGUUGCCAGCUAUGUGUAUGUGAUUUUAUGUGUGUAUGUGAGAAAAAGGUGUCUGAUGAAGGCAGAUAAGUCGGUGUAGAAAAUUCUACCUCCCGCUAAAAACUGAGAAUAUUCCAAGAUUGCCCUGUAACCCGCUGGGCAGGGAGGCUGGACUCCUCAGCCAGUGCCCACCCCAUUCUCUUUUGUACUCACUUCAGCCCCUCUACCUCUGAGCACUUGGCUGAAGAAAAGUGUAGCUUUCUGUAGUAAGCAAAGGAAAGCCAGACCCAAAAUAUAGAGGCUGCAGUACUUUUGGUUCUCCUUGUCAUGUUCAGAUGUGAAUGUUUAGCUCUUCUGCCCAAAUCAAACAGCGUCAGGACACUUGGGUUUAGUGCUUUUACCCACUGGCUUGUAUUUGGGAAGAGUAGCCCCUGGAAGUGGGAGUCCUUCUGUUGUUUUUGAAGACGCACCCAACUCCUUUUAAUGAUGUGAAAUCUUAUUUGAGUCCUGAGUUUUUUCAUUUUUGAUUGCCAUUUGCAGUCCAUUUUGGGGGACUGGAAUAUAAACCAUAUUUUCCUGAUAAUGAGCCUUCUGCCAGUAUCUUGACGUAUGCAUGACACAGAUUUUUGGAUGACCUGUUUUGCUUUUAGACACUCUGAAGAGAGAUAUUUCUGUUUUUAAUGCCAAUAACUAUCAUAAUAGUCAAGAUAGCCUCAUUUGAAUGUUAUGAGUGUCAGGAAAUUCAGUUUCAGUAGUAAAAUGCCACUAGGCAGACCACCUAAUCUUUAAAUCCAGUUGUAGCACUCAACUGAUUUGCUGUUUGGGGCACCAGUACACUGAGCCUGACUUUUGAGCAUGUGUUACAGCUGAGGAAGGACUACUGGCCCUUUAAUAAAAGUCUUGGAAUAACGCUUUCCACCUUUCUAUUCUAAUGCGCUAGCUGGUUAUAAUGUCCAAACAGGGAUUUUCUGGUUAGGAGUGAAAAGUGAAAGAGCGAUCCAUUUUCAGAUUUUUGGAGGUUGGCAUCUGUGUUUUAGGUACUAGCAAAUAAGUAUUUACUUUCCUGGUGACUGGUUAGGGCAAGUGACAAUACAGGCAGUGUGAAAUUCCAAAUGAGACAAGCAGUACUCACUGGUAACAACUGAUACAGUAACCUUUGCCUGAAGACAGUAUGAAUCCUGUAGGGAGAUGAGGCAGUAAAUUCAUGUGAAUCUAUUUACCACAACUGUUCUUUCUCUAACUAUAGAAUAAUUGUCAGCCUUUAAGCUAUGCUACUAAUAUCCUAGACUCAGGAAUUAGCUCCUGCUUAGGAAAAUUCUUUCUCUGGCUUAUCUUUUGUUUGUGCUCAGUGUCUUGGCCUAGGCCUGUUGAGCUGUUUUGCUACAGACACAUGUGUAAGGUCCAGUUCUACCUAAAUCAGUAAUUUAUUGUCAGCAGUGCAGCCUAUGACAGCCAAAGUAAUUAAAUAGAAAAACAAAGAAGUGAGAAAUGCCUUCGUGACUUCUUUGAGGCAUGUCAAACCUAUGAGUCUGGGAGGAAGCACAGAUUCUUACCUUCCUUCCAUCUGGCUUGGGUGAACAGUGGCCUUAAUGCUUUCUGUUACAGAGCUGGUUGACCUAGGCAAGUAGUCCUUCAUCUUGGCUGCACAUUAGAACCACCUGGAGCAUUUAACAAGUUACUCACGUCUCGGGCUCCCUUCAGACGUUCAUGUUUACACUUGGCCGGCUCUGCAUCCUCGGCUUUAAAAGCUUCCCAGGGGAUUCUGGGGGCAGCCAAACUUGAGAAUUGUUGUCUAGGCAAUCCUGAGUGGUCUCUGGCAGGAUGACCUCUACCUGGUUCUUUGUUGUUGUUGUUGUUGUAAGAUACCUUAAUUGGUAACUCAGGCAUGGCUCUGACUUUAAAACCCACAAUGGGCCAAGCGGUAAAAUGGCUCAUCUGUUUGUCCUCACAGUAAUUCUGCAGAGAGGUGUUGCCAUCCACCUCGUUUCCUCUGUUUACCAAACACAAAAUAUGCAUAAGUAAGCAAAACAAGUUUUCAAAGUCUGCUCCCUAGAAUCCUCUUUCCCUUGCAUAUGUGAUUUGAGUGGAGAUUUUUCAACUCUGCUAGCUGAAAUAGAUAGAGCACUUGAACUUAGAAGAGCCAAGCCCAAGCCUAGGGGGAUUUCCUUUUGUAAAAUAAAUAGGUAGCAUUGUUAAAGUUAAUGAAGAAAAAGAACAGUCCUUCCUGGCACGAUGGUGAUACAUUUGAUUGUUUGUCUCUUAGCCUGUCUUCUAAGUGGGAUUACAGUGUAAAGUGAAUUUCACUUUUCUUGUUUCUUUGUGAAUGAAAUGCACUAUCUAAGGCGUAAAUAGUUCUGAAUUUUAUAUAAAAUGUGAAAUGAGUCAUUUUAGCUUUGUUCCAGGAUGUCAGAGACCUGACCCAGUAAUUCCCAAAUGAGGUUCCAUGUCUUUCAUUCUUCCCACCCCAGGUAUAAGGAUACUUGCCUAUGGCAACCUUGCACAUGGUCAUGGGGAGGGGAGAAUUGUUUGAUUAUCCCUAAAAAAGUGAGAACCACUGUUCAAACUAGCUACCAAGUGAUUUCUAGUUUAUGAGAGAAAUCUGUGUUUAAGAGCAAGUUCAGACAUAGCAGUCUCUCUUCUGAGAGAAUUCUGGGCACUGUAGAAAUUUUCAAUCAUACAUUGCCUACAAAUGAUUGAUAAUUUAAAAUUUCAAAUAGGUGAUGUGUUCAAGAAGAAAAAGUGGGUGGAAGGAAAGAUGGUUAGUGCAGAGGACUGAAUUAGCAUCAGGCUAUUAAGUUUCAUUAAAAUAACAUUAAGGUCUGGCUAUUUUCUUAGCAUGUAUCUGCUGCAAUGUCAGAGAAAAUGCCUCCUAUGCCUUAGACAGCUUCUGAAGGCUUUCUGCUGUUAGGUGGAAUAGACCAGCAAUAGCCUUUGGGACUUAAAUGCACCCAGAGAGUAGUCCAUUAGGGUUUUCAUAGUGAAAAACAUUGUGGAGUACUGUGAAACAUUGUUGAACUUUAUGCAAAUCGUACUGCACUGGAUUUUAAGAUUUUGGGAGGGAGAGUAGAGGAGGAGGAUGGGGAAGUAAUGGUAAAAAAUAAAUAUAUAAACUUGUGCUUUAUUUUGUGCAAGGAAUGAAACAAUUCCCUGUGAGGAAUUCUGUCAGGACUGUGACGUUCAGCCAAGUUCUUUUGCCCUAAUUGGCUUGCUAAUUCCUCUGAAACUUCUAAGAAAUCCUUUCUGAAAGAGCUAAACGACAGCUAGCCUGACUGCAGGUUCACCACACUGCCCAUCCCCCUGCUCACCGUAAGAGAAAAACAUUCCCAUACUGUAGGCAAAAGAAGUGUUUCAGUCCGUUAACUUUUCAUCCUCUAUGGUCUGUGUUCACAGUUUUAGUCCUGUUGUUCUUUUUUUUUUUUUUUUUGUUUGUGUGUGAUCUAAAGGCAGAACUU